AUGGUCCCUAGCAGGAUCGAACUGCUGAUCUUGGCGUUAUUAGCACCACGCCUUAACCAACUGGGCCAAGGGACCAAAUUUCUGAUAUAUUGUAAGAGAUCACAUAUACAUAUACUUAAUGUAUAUGUAUAG
Messenger RNA from Debaryomyces tyrocola, 132 nucleotides. Lineage: Eukaryota; Fungi; Ascomycota; Pichiomycetes; Serinales; Debaryomycetaceae. The record is from the annotation of a GenBank genome assembly.